Molecule: messenger RNA, 801 nt
Organism: Opisthocomus hoazin
Lineage: Eukaryota; Metazoa; Chordata; Aves; Opisthocomiformes; Opisthocomidae
Source: RefSeq, a predicted model, not a curated record
GCCAUGGAUCCCUUCUUGGCGCUGCUGCACUCCUUCUCCUCGAGCUUGUCGGACGGCGAGCUUGCUUCCCUGAAGUUUCUCUGCCGGGGAAGAAUCGGGAAACUGCAGCUGGAGUCUGUCCAGAGCGGCGCGGAGCUCUUCACCAUCCUCCUCGAGCAGCAGCUGAUCGCAAGGGACAAAGUGUCGUUUCUGGAAGCCUUGCUGGAGAGCGUUAAGAGAGAAGAUUUGGUCUCGCAACUGAAGCAGUUCGUAGAGGAAGGGGAGGUUAAGGCUCCUGAUGAUCAACCAGACGUGCACGAAAAACGUCUUCAGAAGGCGGCUAUUGAAGUCAUAUGCGAAAAUGUUGGGAGAGACUGGAAAAUGCUGAUACGAAAACUUGGCGUUUCUGAAGUGAAAAUGGACAGAAUAGUGGCAGCCAAUCCGUUGAACUUGCACGAACAGCUGACUCAGUCACUUCGGGAGUGGCAGAAAUGGAAGGGAAAAGAUGCAAAGGUGACUGACUUAAUAAAAGCUCUUCGGGGCUGUAAUAUGAAUUUGGUGGCAGACAAAGUGGAAGAGAAGCUCUUGCCACUGAGCAUUGAUCCUGAAGAAAAAGUUCUGAAACUAUCAGAGAAAUUGCCCGUCAUUGCCAUGGCAACCGCCGAGCAUGGCAGUACAGCGGGCAUGCGGCUGCAGCACGCUGCCUUCUGGCUAUCCCAGCCAGCGGAAUCAGGUUUGGAAGCUGUUACUAAUUGUGAGAUUCGCUGCAGUCGCCGGUCGGUGACCAUGUCAAAAAUCCAAGCUCCAAGGGCAGAGACGUAA